CUGACCUCACUCUGCGUCUCGCUCGCUCAUCCGCCCCCGCCCCCCGCUACUCCCUGCACGGAGAGUGGAAUCACUUACGAGCCACUCAAUUCGCGUAAUUUGCCCAAACACCGCGUUGCACGGGCUCAAACACGAAAUCACGACUUGAGACGCGCCAAAAUCCGGACGCGUAGAACUUGAACGAUCAGGAUGCAGCGCAGCAGUCGGACCCACAGCCCGCCUACUUCCACGACUCAUGCCACCACGACCCCCUUACGCUCCACGCGGUCCGGACUCUUCAACAAUAAUACCCAGAGCGCAUUCACGACGACAUACACGCCUACAGUCACGCAGGGCUCGCAGGCCCAGAAACCUAUCGUGGUGACGCGUGUUGCUAUUGAGGGGAAGGCGAAUCAAGGAGAAGAUGGAGCAGGAAUCAGGAUGUACCUCAAGAUUGCACUCCCUCUGGACGGCAUCACACCUGGGUCGACAAUUCCACUGUUUCCUGAGGAGAAUGUCAAAAUUUUGUCCUCGCAGGUGCAUCCGCUGGAUUCAAAAUCUGUGCCCUACGCAUUUUCCUCGGAUCUAUCACCCCUACUUCAUCACGCUGCUCGGGCUCUCAGUCUCCCGAGCCGGUCAUCUGAGAACUUCCACGCCGUGUUUAAUCUGUCACCGCCGCCCUCGGAAUCCAAUAUCGCCAACUCGAUCCGUCCGGGAAGUAGUCGAUCCGGAUCUUCUUCCAAGACUGCGCCCCCGCCUGUCGAAGCCAAAUACACAGGCCAUAUUCUUGUCAGCGGUUACCAUAUCUCAUACGUGCUCCCCAAGUCUUUCCCAGGACGGUACCAUGAUGCUGAUCUGAUGCGGACUCCUGGAGGAGGCAGGCGGUCCUCCAUAAUUGAGCGUCCAAGCGCCCAGUUCAUGGCAGCUAUCGAUAUGUGGGUUCCCUACGUGUCAAAACCACCGAGGUUCCCGUAUCUGUUGUCGAUUCCAACACCGAGAUGCCUGCAUAACCAUGUCCGACUACGAAUUCCGCCAAUCCCGUCAUCGAACUCUUUUGCGUCGUUGUCGUCGGCUGACGAAGACGGCGGCGGCUCAUGGGAUCUGACCUCAGAGCCCCACGUGACUCGUGCAGGAUCCUCGCGCCAGUCCCGUUCAGAUGCGUAUUCCAAGUCCUUUGGGAACGUCGCCGACGAUGAAUCGAGUGACUCUUCGACGACGGGAUUUUCCGAUGGCUGCGGAAUCCAGGGUACGUUCCCCAGUGCUGAGCGGUUGCGAGUGCGGUGGGCUCGGCCGGUCAAGGUCGUGGGGUCCGAGCAUGACGGGCGACGACGCGUGGGGGUCACUGAUGUGACAGGGGAGAUGACCUGUGCGGUGCAGGGCAGGAUGUGGGAUCCCGAGCACCACCGAGAAGCCGUGGUGAUGAAGAUCGAGUACAAAGGGACGUGCAAAGGGCUGUGGUUUCCCGGUGUUGCGACGCUGCUGGGAAUGGAUGUGAGCUUAGAGGCCAAGGGAUCCGACGUGUCUUGGGUGCCGGGCAAGGCUACGGAAUGGAACAUUAGUGGAGCCGCUGGCUACACCGGAUUUGACGCUGGGGGGCCUUCUGCGAUGCCAGACCUGCUCAGAAAAGAUUCCUUCGACUCGACCAGCUCGCAGGUGCAGCUUGACGCUGCUCUCUCGCGACAGAGCUCGUCGUCUUCCCUGCUACGUGGACCGUUGCCAGCUCAGAACGAGCUGGACUACUCUUUCGAGCAUUCGCAAACAUUAUCCGCGGAUUCGUCUGCUGGGUCACUGUUCCCCACAUCUUCGGUCCCGCCGGCAGACCCGGGGCCCCGACCUCCGGGCGUUCCCAUCACCAUUCACAUCGACAUGAACAAGCUUACUGCUGUGCCAAUCAAGGCCAAUUCGUUCGCAUUUCAGAUCCAAGGGACCGUCUUGAUCAGUGCCCGCGCCCGUGGUCAGCGCGACGAAGAUCUGAAUGACCCCAACUCGAUGCUCAUUCCCCGUUUCACUGUCCUCGCCGCUGAUCACGAAACAGUUUCUACCAUCAUCCGGCAUGACACUGACGCUCAACCGGCGUCUACAGUGAACGUCUUGCAAAGCAACGGCCGGAAACACCACAUCCAGCGCGGAGACUACUUCAAGUGCAGGGACUCCGAGCAAACAAGGAUCCUGGUCAGCCCCAGCGCCGUCGUCUUCCCCGAGCCGGCUGUCAACGGAAAAGCCCAUCCCCCCAGUCGGCCUCGCACACCGAAUGGUUCACGUGACCGCGAUCGGGUACCAUCGACUGCUGCUCGAGUUUUGGGUAUGGUGCCCGCUCGCCCCAAGCGCGAGGGAAAGUUGAUGAUUCCGAGCGUCGUUGCGGACGUGACACCCCUCGUGACUAGCUCUGAGCCUCUUCCGACGUGCUAUGCUGUGCGCGUGACACUGGCCGCACCAGCGGACACCGACUCGGACUGGGUGGAAUUUGGUUUGGCAAAGCACGGCGCCGAUGCUGGCGGACCACCGAAGAUCGAGAUUGUGAAUGCGACGGUUGACGACGUGCCUAUAUUCUACGAGACGAGCAUGACCAUGCACCAGGACGAGAAGGGGCUUGUGUUUGAGCAGAUGAGCGGCCUGGAAUGGGUCAGCUGGAUCAGAUUACGCGUUGGGUCGGCAAACACCGGGCGGGUUGUCGUUGAUUAUAUCGUCAAGGGCGACAGAAAGGGCAAGGGCAAGAGCCUGGACGUCCAUCUCCCGUCGUUUGGUCUGCCUGUGGGCAGGCUCGAGGUCAACAUCGAGAACAUCGAAGGAACCAAAAUCUCCUCCUUGCGGUCUAACUUCGCCCAUGAGCAGCCUGGGAGAUUGCUUCACUACUCGCUGGAGCCAUUCUUCUAUCCCCAUAUCUCAUUUGACGUCCGGCCUGAACGCCGCGCGCGUUCAAAUCUGCACUAUUACUCCCUGGGUCAAUUCUUGCUAUUUCUGAUUCCCUGGCUGCUCGUCUCUUUCGGCUAUCUUCGCCUUGAGAUGGCACUGGCCGAGGUAGCACGACCGGCGGAAGACACCCCAUUGGCCACAGAGACUGUGACUAUCACGUCGACUGCUUACCAGACCUUGUCCAGCCGCAAGCCGUGGUUUCAAACGGAGGGCAUGAUCUCCGAGUUAACAGCAUCGACGACGAAGACGACGACGACAACGAGCGAACUUCCGAGUCUUUCAACAUCCUCAGAAACAACCUUUGUGACCGUGACCCCGUCGGCGCUACCGACACGACAAGCCCAGCCCCCGCCGUUCGACUCCGGCGUCACAGUGUACAGGCCGUUUCACGUCGAUUUCGCUUUGUGGCUCCAGUCGUGGGACACACAAACCCAGCUUGAAAACCUCUGGCGAAAGACGCAGGAAUGGAUGAGGCUCUUUUGGACAGCCUAUCACUACCCCGUAGGACCUUGACGUGAUUUCUUGUAUGUAUAUGUUUAUGUUGUAAUCUAUGGCCUAUGUAGUGCAGGGAUUUAGUAUAUUGCAUCGAUCCGCCGCGACCUUCCUAAUUAGUCCAUGGGAACGAGUGUGUGCAUGUUGACAACCCAUAUAUAGCAUACAGUAAAGCUACCUCCUCGACCGCCGCAGACUGCCCUGAGGACUUAGCAGUCCAUCGCGGGCAUCUCGCGCAUGUCGCAGCUCCUCGUCGAUCCUCCACAUCCCUCUAAUAAACGAAUCUCGAUCCAACGAACCAGCUCGUCCUGGGUCGCAUUCGUUCCUGUCCGAAAAAGGUUAUUUGAUGGCGCGGGAAGACAAAAAGGUAUCGUACCAUAUCGCGCUCAGCACCGGCCGCGGCAGCUUGGAGCGUGUCCACAGAACCUUGAUCACAGCAGCAGGCAGACGUUCGGGUGAGACAGAAUCGUCCUCGAGCGGGGACAUCGGGGACAUCGGGGAUGAUGGACUGCUUGGAUCAUUGGGAUCACGUAUCAGAUCAACAGAAAGACCACGCCAGCCGCGCCGCCUCGUGGGCUGGGCAGGGGUCAAAAGGGCGGGUUUUGAAUGUGUCGCAACGAGGCUCGUGAACAGGCCGUCGUAUCGCCGACGAGGGGCCGGCGGGACUGGGGGCGGCCGCGAGAGUGCGUCGAAUUUAGAGGACGACGAAGGCCCAGGCGUAGACAUGCUUGAGGAGAAGGAUGUCGUCGAGGAGAAUGAUGUGGACGAGGACGCCGAGGCGACGCUUCGUAGCGACGCCCGGUCGGAGGGAGGAGGUGGGGGCGCUCGGCGUGCGGAGGGGGGCGAGGUCGUCACGGGUGGAGGACGCAUGGGGAGCUUCGGUGGCUGCCGCCUCUCCAUCGCCCGUUCCCAGUCUUGCGCGAUCAUCUUCGCGGUCGCAGGACUAGCGAUGGCUGCCGAAGCGGACAAUUCCUCGAACGAUUCCGAGUUGGAGCUUCCGGUCUCGUGCUGCGGGAAGACAGUUGUGACGGGACUGGGAGAUUUGUCCGACAGCGACACGGAGUGGAAAGAAGAGAUGGAGGAGCCGUGCGUGUGUCGAUUGGUCGAGGAAAUGUCCAACGUCAACGUCCCGCCCAGCUUUGGUGGGUACGUAUGCUCUACAGUCAGAGAAUCUCCUCGCCGAGGCAACGGCGGCGCCGCUGCGGGGCUGGACGUCGGCGGAAGGGAGGACACGCCCUUCAAACUGGCUAAAGAAGGUUUCCUCGGGGGCAAGGGGGGUGCUUUCCCUGAUUUCUGUGAUUUCACCGAGGAUGGUUUGGGCGGCGAAAAGUGUAUCAACGCAUCGUCAUAAGCCCCGCUGAAUCCAUUUGCGCGCGGAGGCGACCCGUCGUCGAGUACCCAAUCCUUCAAGUCGAUCUUGAGGUCAAUGAGGGACGACUUGCGCCCCAGGUUGGGGGGUGACGGCGAUGGUGACAAUUUGGGUGGCGUCGAUGGAAUGACUUUGGGGGAGAGAGGACUCUGCAGCCCUAUUGUGCCGCCACCAUUCAGUGUCUCGAAGGUGUGUAUCCGCGACUGAACAGACAUGGGGGCUGGAGACAAGUACAAAUAUAGUAACUCCUCAUCUUAGCCGACACCCACCAUCAUGUCCCAGUCCAAUGAACUAUAUGCCGUUGCUGACUUUUGCCUCAUCCCCAUGGGCACUGGGGAGCCCUCGGUAGCGAGUUACAUCGCAGAAUGUCAGCGCGUCCUCGAAAAAUCUGGUUUACAGUACAAGUCCAGCGGUUACGGCACGAACCUGGAGGGUCCCUGGACGCAAGUCUCGGCAGCCAUCGAAGCCUGUCAUGCGGCCGUCCACGCUGCGGGUGCGCCCCGGAUCGCGACGGAUAUCCGCAUCGGGACGCGUGUCGACAGGACCAUUGAGCCUGGGACAGGCAAUGACCACAAGGUGCGGCGGGUGGAGGAGAUCCUAGCGAAAGACGCGUGAGGGAAUUGUAAGACGGUGUAAUCUCACCACCAGAGCUCAGUCUGUAUAUAUGAACGCUAAGCUGCGGCACAAUCAACCUUGAUAUCGUCCAUGA
Messenger RNA from Mycena citricolor, 5462 nucleotides. The record is from the annotation of a GenBank genome assembly. Lineage: Eukaryota; Fungi; Basidiomycota; Agaricomycetes; Agaricales; Mycenaceae.